Molecule: messenger RNA, 821 nt
Organism: Manihot esculenta (cassava)
Lineage: Eukaryota; Viridiplantae; Streptophyta; Magnoliopsida; Malpighiales; Euphorbiaceae
Product: pseudo histidine-containing phosphotransfer protein 6-like
Exons: 5
Coding region: 95-565 (156 amino acids)
Biological process (GO): cytokinin-activated signaling pathway; phosphorelay signal transduction system; phosphorylation
Cellular component (GO): nucleus; cytoplasm
Molecular function (GO): protein histidine kinase binding; histidine phosphotransfer kinase activity
Source: RefSeq, a predicted model, not a curated record
CCUCGAGAAGCUGACACCAAAACCUUGGUGACAAAUCUUUUAGCUUCUUAAUUUGAUCAAUACAUAAUUAGCCACAACGGGUCUACCUGUGUGGAUGCUUGGGUUGGGUGCGGAUCGGUUGCGCGCCGAUAUGAACCGUCUACUUGCACUACUCUUCCACCAGGGAGUGCUGGACGAGCAAUUCUUGCAGCUUCAGCAGCUUCAGGAUGAAAGCUCCCCGAACUUUGUAUCAGAAGUUGUCAAUAUCUACUUCCAUGAGUCGGAGAAGCUCCUGAGGAAUCUCAGAGGAUUACUGAUGGAUAGAGAGUUUUCGGACUACAAGAAAAUGGGAAUCCAUUUAAAUCAGUUUAUGGGAAGCAGCUCUAGCAUUGGUGCCAAAAGAGUCAGAAAUGUAUGUGUUGCCUUUCGAGCCGCUUCUGAGCAGAACAAUCGUGCUGGGUGCUUCAGAGCUUUGGAGCUGCUAGAGCACGAGUAUUGCUACCUCAAGAACAAGAUGCACGAACUGUUCCAGCUUGAGCAGCAGAGACUACUGGCUGCUGGAGCGAGAUACCCAAUGCAGAACUGAACUAAAACUAUUAUUUCUUCAUCCAUGCAUCCAUUAGGAUACUAUCUUCACCUGGGUUUUUGCUAAAACCCAAGCUAAUCUACCAGGGCCACUGUAGUAUUCCUGUUACUUUGCUACGUAUAGCGUGAAAAAAAAGGGGCAACAUAGCCUCUGUUACUUGCCUUUAAUGUAGAGUUCAACCUUUUUUUUUUUCUUUCUUUCUGCAUAACUUUUUGUCAGAUUGUAAGUUUGAAGGAAAAAGAUUUCUAGUAGAAAA